This is a messenger RNA of Exaiptasia diaphana, 3611 nucleotides long. Its product is annotated as protein asteroid homolog 1. The record is from RefSeq and is a predicted model, not a curated record. Lineage: Eukaryota; Metazoa; Cnidaria; Anthozoa; Actiniaria; Aiptasiidae. The transcript is spliced from 3 exons. Bases 46 to 1875 code for a protein of 609 amino acids.
AAAUUUUCCGGUCACGUUGUUAUUUCGUCUUACAUGUAAAUAGUCAUGGGAGUAAGAGGGCUAACGUCCUUCGUUAAUAAUAUACCAAGUGUAUGGAGUACUGAAGGUGAUCUACGCGACACACGAGUCAUAAUCGAUGGUUGGUGCCUGAUCUUCUACCUACAUGGAUCGAUAGACAGUCGCUAUGGCGGGCAGUACGAUAGGUUCUCCAACAAAAUCCAACACUUCUUUGAUUGCUUCAGGAAGAAGAACGUGGAGACAUACGUGGUAUUGGAUGGCCCUACUGUAGCAGUCGAUAAAAAGCUUAACACCGUAAUCAGACGAGCUAGUGAUACCGUCAAGAGGUGCUACAAGAUAUCCAAGGGUGACUCUUCAGAUGGACUUGUCGUACCACCUCUUGCAAAAAAGGUUUUUGUAGAAAAGCUGCGGCAAAUGAGAAUACCUUUUGCAGUGUGUGAUCGAGAGGCUGACCAGGAAAUUGCAUCCCUUGCUCAUCAGUGGAAUUGUCCAGCCAUAAGCAACGACAGCGAUUUUUUUAUUUACGAUCUUCCAGAAGGAUACAUUCCUCUUUCUCACCUUCAUUAUAAUGAAUAUUUACUCCAUGUACGCGUAUAUCAUCAUGAAAAAUUGUGUGAUUACCUCGAGAUUCACCAGCGUCUUUUGCCACUUUUAGCUUCAUUGUUAGGCAAUGACUUCGUGGAUCAACAAGUUUUGGCGCCUUUUAAAUGUGCACUGGAGCCUAUUCAGCCAUCAUCUGGGACGUAUAUCAAACAAGAAGUAAAGAGAAUUUGCCGUUUUCUUGCAGACUCUAGCAACAUCGGUGAAGCCUUAGAGUCCGUGCUCGACACUGUUGACGAGGAAAGUGAGAAAACAAGCUUGGAGAAAGCGCUGACCGAGUCUUUGGCUGAAUAUGCUAUAUCUGAUGGAACACUGGCUUCAUACUUUGAACUCGGUCACAUCCAUACUAACCUCAGUGAUGUUCCUAAGUAUGUAAUCGACAGACACCGCGAAGGGGACUUCCCAUCCAGGUACUUUGGUGUCAUCUCUUGUGCGCGGCAUAUUUUGAAAUUCCAGAUAGAAGAUGUCAAGCAAAAAACGGCCAACAGAUGUUCUAAAAAACUGAGACAAAUCAUCUAUGGCAUUUUAUUUAAGCCAGGAGAAAAUGGAAAUGAAGUAAUGGAAUGGGACCGGACUGGAACCGUAGCGCAAAACCAACGAGUAAAACCAGAUCAUCGACCAGUAAAAGGCUUUGGUGACUUACCAGAUUUGGAAAGUAUUGAACAUAUGGAUGAUGAACAGCGAAGAAAAUUGUUGUCAUCGAUAUUUAAGAUGAAAGUCAAAAGUGUCACGUCACUGCCUGAAAGCAAGCAACUCUUCAUAAUGUCGAUUCGUUACUGGAUUUCACACGCCAGACCAAAAGUGAACAAGAGACAAGUCCAGACAUUGAUUUUACAACACCUUCAACCUAGAAACUUCGAGGAGAUGCCAAGUUUUGAUAUUUCUUUGCAGCAUAAUUUAGCACAGUGGCAGUCCGUCAUGACUGAGACUAUUUUCCUCAACGAAAUACUUUUAGACGCUUUUCCAGAACCAGACCUGUCAACACUGUACAAUGGCGCCACCUCACAAGCGAUAAUGCAUGAGCACUCACAUGAAAGGGCACUGGACCAGUUUGUCAGUGAGCUGGAUGAGUUUCAGAUGCUAUACAAUGCAGCGACAGAUAGAUUGGAAGACAAAUUGCAGCGCGGUGAGACCAGCCUUGCCGAAGGUGACGUCAUUCCUAAGCGCAAAGACAAAAGCCAAACCUCUCAUAAGCAAGUUUCUAAAUCUGGCUCCAAUCCCUUCGAUGUUUUACAGGAUUUAUCUGACGACGACUGAAGAUAUGCACUCGUUUUACUAUUUUUUUUUUAUAAAGUUACGAAUCAUUGGAGCCUUUUAUAUAGUCCACAUAGUGCACAAACUGACUUUUAGAACAAGACAUUCCCCCUAGACAUUGUUGCAGCUUGUUUACGACUGAUAUUCUUUCGUAGGCCUGGUUUGGCUAAGUUACGCGUGAAGAAAAAGUCAAACAAAACAUUGGAUGAUGACUGAUUGUUUGAUUCGCGCUGUUAAGAAAGUUUUUUUUAAGUGUUAAAACGAUUUUGAGGAAGCUUUUAAAACGCUAAAACGUUGAGGAGUUGCUUAGAGUCUACAAAGAUCCUAUGACCGAACAAACAUGAUUUCUUGGAGCGGAUACUGGUGGGAUUAUCAUUUUCCACCUUCUCCGAUAAGAGCAUCCUCAAUGCUGGUAAUGUAAUAUUAUAUAUAGGGGCAAAUAGAGACUUCUUAAUCAAACUCACAACACGGAAUUGCAAGUUAUGCACGCACAAAUAGAAAUUUACUUUAUUUACUACUUACUUUUUCUUUUAUUAUACAAAUCUUCCAAAGCAUAUGAAAAUAUCAUCUUUGUUACUUUUUUCCUACGUUUAAUUCUACUUUAUCGAGAUAUUCAGUAUAUUCUAAAGGAAUUAGAGAAUGACUUUUACGAAGUCUACGUUUUAUCACAUGUAGUCGGUGACUGGGCAAAAUCAGUCUCAAUUACUGAAACGUCUAGCGUAAGUCGUAUACUUUUUGGAUGUCGACCCUGGAUAUUGCUUCAAUUUAAUUCAAAGGUUGGGAAAUCGGAAUGAAUUACGCUAAGAAUUCAAUAGGAUAUGGCAUUAGAUGAGUAAGGAGCAGGGAAUUAGCCAUGUGGGAUAUUUUCCCCCUUGGGCAUGCGUAAUCGAUAAUUGAUUGUAAUUUCCCGUUAACGAAUCUUCUUCAAGAAGUAAUAGACCUAAUCGGCUAACGGCGUUGCUAUGUACGUUGCCACCCAAUUCAAAUCCUGUGGGAAAAAGAACUUUUGUUUCUAAGAAUUCAACUUUGAAAUGAAAAUACAACGAACAAUGAAACUUACUCCCGGGUGGUUUGAAUUGGGUUGAAGCCGAUUAGGUCUAUUGGACUGAUUUUGAUCUAGUUGAAACGAAAGAGCCACCACAGCUAUUGGUUUUGGAGCAAAUCUAAAAGUCUGCGCGCCGUAUAGAAUAUAUUCAGCUCUAGUAGGGUGACCUCAUGCAUCAGUCAAUUGGAACCCCGGCCACAAACCCGGCGGGAGGACCGAGAGAUUAACACACUACAGCCGUGGAUUAACACUGUUUUAACAGCACAAUGAAUGGUAAUGUAAAGGAAAUAAAGAGUUUAACCGCCUUUUUUGGCCUCCAAGUUGAACAAUACUGAAAUGUUAAUUCCCCUGGUAUUCCCCGGGAAUCGGGGGACCGCGGUUUCAAUUUACUGACGCAUUGCGGGCUACCCACGAUUCAGCACACUAUUAGAUUUUCAUGUAAACGAUUUGUUCUAAAUUAUAGUGAUAAGUUUUCGACGGACAAUGCAAUUUUACAUUUUCCAGGAUUAUCAAUCACUUUCAUACUAAUAGCUAUGCUUGUAGUUCGCAAAGCAGUGUGUUAGCUUGAGAUCAAGGCAUUGUAUAUAGAUAUUCUAUUUGUAGUUUUGUAUAAGACCGAGUUCAUUCUUUAUAUAUUUUACAUAAAGCUUAGCUUGAACAACGUCACGGAAGUAUUAAAUAUUGCUGAUGAUAA